Molecule: messenger RNA, 1677 nt
Organism: Lycium barbarum (goji berry)
Lineage: Eukaryota; Viridiplantae; Streptophyta; Magnoliopsida; Solanales; Solanaceae
Product: MLO-like protein 13
Exons: 14
Coding region: 91-1542 (483 amino acids)
Biological process (GO): defense response
Cellular component (GO): membrane
Source: RefSeq, a predicted model, not a curated record
ACAAUUUCUCCCUACUUUCCCUUUAUAAUAUUAAUGCUUUGCAAAUGUCUUUAAUUCAUCAAGGCAUGCUCUAAAAUAACUUCCAAGAAAAUGGCGGAAGAGUCCCGAGAGACUCUGGAGUAUACACCAACAUGGGUGGUUGCCGUUGUCUGCUUCAUCAUCGUUCUCAUUUCCCUUGUUGCUGAACGUGGCCUUCAUCAUCUUGGAAAGUUUUUCCGGGAUAAGAAGCAAGAUGCCCUAUUCGAGGCCCUCCAGAAAUUAAAAGAAGAAUUGAUGCUUUUGGGAUUUAUUUCCUUACUAUUGACGGUGUUCCAAACGUCAAUAAGCAAAAUAUGCAUUCCUGAAAAUAUUUCAUUAAUAAUGCUUCCAUGCAAGCUGAAUGAAUCUGCUACUUCUAAUCAUCUCACUAUAACGACUGGGAGACACCUUUUAUCUGGAGCUAGCGGUGCAGACCAUUGUAGCCGUCAUGAGGGAAAAGCUCCACUCUUAUCCUUAGAGGCAUUGCAUCAACUGCACAUUUUCAUAUUUGUCUUGGCAAUCACACAUGUGAUCUUCUGCGCCACCACCAUGGUUCUUGGAGGGGCUAAGAUACAAGAGUGGCGACAUUGGGAACACUCGAUUCAAAGGGAAUCAAGACCACAUCAUGUGCAUGUUCUCCAUCUUCAAUCGUUCAUGGAUAGAGCUGGUAGACGUUGGAGGAAGUACGCUCUCAUUAGUUGGACGGUGGCGUUUUUCAAACAAUUUUAUGGUUCAGUAACCAAGUCAGACUACGUUGUCUUGCGGACAGGAUUUAUCAGGGAACAUUGUCCAGCCAAUUCUAAGUUUAAUUUUCACAAAUAUAUGUUGCGGACACUGGCGCAUGAUUACAAAAAGAUUGUCGGAAUCAGUUGGUACUUGUGGCUUUUUGUCGUUCUCUUUCUGCUAAUCAACAUUGCAGGAUGGCACUCUUACUUUUGGUUGUCAUUUUUGCCUCUAGUUCUAUUACUACUAGUGGGAACAAAAUUGGAACACAUAAUAACAGAAUUGGCUCAAGAGGUUGAUGAGAGGUCGUCAGUAGUAGAUGAAACCACACCAGUUAGACCUUCUGAUGAGUUGUUUUGGUUUCACAGUCCAGCUCUUGUCCUUUACCUCAUUCACUUCAUUUUGUUCCAAAACUCCUUUGAGAUUGCUUUCUUCGUCUGGAUUUGGUGUACUUAUGGAUUCAAAUCAUGCAUCAUGGAAGAAGUGGGUCUCAUUAUUCCGAAAGUAGUUAUUGGGGUGAUUGUUCAAGUUCUUUGCAGUUACAGUACUUUGCCCUUAUAUGCUCUCGUCACACAGAUGGGAAGCAGAUUUAAGAAAGGAAUAUUUGAUCAGCAAACAGAAAAGCGUAUCAGGGACUGGAUAUCAGGUGAUGGAGCUGGUUCAUCAACCCAAAGUAGAAUGGUCACGGGAACACUAGAAAGUAUCUAUGUUUCUACGAGACCACCUGCAUUCAAUGAAAUUGAAAACAUUCCAUCAUCUGUCGAGCUUUCUUAUCCAAACAAGCCUCAAAAUACUCCUUAAUUGUACUGUUAUUGGUUUUUCUGAGUGAAAAGAAUAAGGAUGAACAAUACAUUAUUUUUUCAAGAGUAAACAUGUUUUUCAGAUGUUCAUGCUAUUUUUCCCCAAUCAAAUUUUGUCUUCAUUUUCCAGGAUCAA